AGCCGCCAUGUCGCUGGGUAGCCGGCUCCGGCUAUAAACAGAACGGGAAGGCAAUGGGUGAAGUAGAAGUGAUUGGGAGGGCGAAUACGUAGUUUGCUCCUUAGGAGGUUCCGCAGCCUUUGGUUAGAGUUAGUUGUAUGGGAGAGCAGCCUCUUGUUGACAGGGUUUGCAGUCAGGAUGAGCAGGGCCUGCUGAGAGGGAAGGAAUCACCCAGGCGGUGCUUGGGGCGGGGGGCAGGGACCGGGUUUCUCCCAGUCAGGCGCUGGACAGGACAGGGACUUGCUGAAUCUCGGGAAUUUUAUUUCAGGUUAAGCUACAUUCCAUAACCACUGCAAGCGCUUUUGUAGGAAACGAAACACGGCCGAUUAAGAUCUGGUGUUGGCUGUGUUUCCAACGUCAGUGCAGAACACCUGCUCAUAAGCCUGCCUUCAGUGUGAGCGUCUGCCGUCAGAGCCUUCCAGACUGCUGAGUCGGUUCCUUUAUUCAAAACCAAGGGCCUUUGCAGAUCGAAUUCGGGUCCGAGACUUGUCUCCCAUCCUUCCCUCCACACCCCCACCCGGUCUCUAACGUCGCAGUCAACCCCCUCCUUGGCCUUCGUCUCCAAUCUAUAUUGGUUGCAGCAUUUUUGUUUAAAAACAUCUCCUGCACGAUGUCAUCUGCACCCAUCGAUAAGGUAAACCUGCGCCUUAUUUUAGUUAGUGGGAAGACGCAAGAGUUUGUGUUUUCACCAAAUGAUUCUGCUUCAGAUAUUGCCAAACAUGUCUAUGAAAACUGGCCUGUGGGUUGGGAUGAUGAACGGGUCAGUAGCCCCAAUAUUCUUCGGCUUAUUUACCAAGGAAGAUUUUUACAUGGAAAUGUCACACUUGGGGCCCUUAAGCUUCCUCCUGGAAGGAUGACAGUGAUGCAUUUAGUUGCCAGAGAAACGUUGCCAGAACCUAAUUCCCAAGGUCAAAGAAAUCGGGAGAAAACUGGAGAGAGUAAUUGCUGUAUGAUCUUAUGAAAACAACUUGCCUUGUACUGUGCAAAGGCUAGUCAAAGAAUAGUUUUUAAAGGAACUUUUAAGAAUUUUCCCCAGAGUCUUUACAUCCAAGUGAUUGGCCUUCACUUGAUUGACACUUCCUAACUUGAGUAUUCCUCAUCAAUCCACAGAAUAUUAAGGAUUCAUCCUAUUGAAGAUGAACUUGCUGCAGAAGAACUUUCAAUAUCAACAUCUGUGCGAAAGAGAAAUGUUCCUGCUUUGGAGAAGCAGCAAUAACUUUGGAGCCAAAUCUCUCCAUAUUUACUUUUUCCUAAUUAUCUUAAACUGUAAUUUUUCAAUUUUCUUCCCUUCCAUUUUGGAAGCAUUGAUUUAUUGGAUGCAACCCCUCCUUGUAUCUUAUCCAGGUGACUUCAUUGUGUCCAGGUCUAGGCAUUGAAUUUUAACAGGCGAUUUGAUCACCAUGGAAACAUAGCUCCGCUUGAUGCUAUUGUCACCCAAUGUCCAAUUUAUAAAUCAUGCAGCAAAAUCACUAGAUAAUGAUCAGGAGCGGGAACCCUGCUGCUAAUUCUUCCCCUAUUCAGGAUGGCGAGGCCAAUUGUAGAACUUGCUAUUCGGUCGGAUGAAGUGUUCAUGGUUGCUCGGAUUUGGAUUGCUCAGAUUGAGGUGUUCCAACUGCUAUUUUGAGUAGGAGCUUUUUAAAUUUAACUUUCUCUAACAGUCACCUCAGAUGGAGAACUUGGGAUACUUUUCCUGUUCAGUACAGUUGUGGUAAAAGUACGCUUCGGCAAACAUUGCAGCUAUUUCAGCAUGUUGUUGAUGAAUACUUUGAACAGAAAAUACUAAAGUGGUUGUGUAUUGUUUAAAAAAAUGCCAGGAAGAUGCUUGAUGGUAGAGAAAUGCUGCAUUUUGAAAUCUGUUUAUCAUGUGCUGAUGCUUUGGAAUGUUCAGUUUAGAGUUUUGUCAGAGUCGAGUAAUUUUUUUUGUUUAUGGCUUGCAUGCCUGAAGGUUUUCCAAAGAGAAAUUAUUGUUAAUUCUUAUAGAAUGAGAUUACUACCGUACUAAAUCUCAAAGAUUUGCCCCACCCUUUCCCUUCAAUCAAAUAGUUUGGAGUAGAAACUUGAAUGGUUUUGAUUCUGCAUCACUGCAUUCCAGCUGAACUGCAUGAAUAUCUCACUAUAGGCUCCUGGAUUACUUAAAAUAAGAAAAGAAUUGUGUAGCUUGUAUUUCAAAGUAGUGUAGUACUUCUAAUAUUGGCUAGGACUAAUCCACGCUGCAGGGUGACAAACACCCAAACUUGUAUAGGCUGAACUGUAUAAAGAAGUAAGCAGUUCAUGACCCAUUAGGUUGUUUCAUCAUUCAAUUUGAUUGUGGCUGAUUUGGACUUCCAACUUCAUUUACAUAUCUUAGUUACCUUUUAUCCUUGGCAAAGAUCUAUUAGUCUCAGUUUUAAACUUUCAGCUGACCUAACAAUGACAGCCAAACUGAUUCUAUCACUCUGUUUUUUCAUUCUUAAAUGGCCUGCCUCUCGUUAUUUAACAUUGAUUCUAGAUUGCCCUGAAGGAUAAAGCGGGUCUAAACCUACAUUGUCAGAUCUAAUAUUUUAAACACAUCAGAUAAAUCGCCAUUGAUCUUUCUAAAAGCACUGAAUAGAAACCAGAUCUGUGGAACCCAUGCUCAUAAUUUAAUCCUUUAAAACCUAGUAUCAUUGUAAUGAAUCUUCACAGUGCCACUUCCAAAAACAGUAUCUUGAUUGAGGUCUGAUCAAGACAGUGAUUGGAGAUAACAUCUGCUUUCAAAUUCCAGUCUCCCAGUGGAAAAAGGACAACUUUCCAUUAGCCACCUUGCAUCUGUGCAAUGGCCUUUGUGCUUAUGAGGACAAGGAUCUUGCUCAAUUAGUCUUCCUGUCCAGAAUCUAUGCCCUUGGUCUUCCCACACCCAUAUUUGCUUGAAACAGGAUGUGGUAGGCCUAAUUUGCUGGCCUAAAGCAUCAUGCACUCGAGCAGUGUGGUCUUAUUGGCAACAGAGCCUCCAGUGCAUUGAAGAAGACUUGGCUUCAAAAUACUUCUAAGGAUUGCUAGCUAUCAAAAUUUAAGACAAUUUAAUACUCAAUUAUUACUGAUUUCUCAAGAAAAAUGAGAGAAGCACUUGCAAGUUCUGCUCCAAGUUGCACAAUGUCCUGACUUGGAAAUGCAUUACUUUUUUUUAUUGUUGGUGGAUUUAACUCCUGUAACUCUGCCCCAACAGCAUUGUGGGAGUACCCUCAGAAGGAUGUCAGCAGUUCAAGGAAGUGGCUCACCAUCACCACCUUGAGAGCAGUUGGAGUUGGGCAAUAAAUGCUGGUCUGUCAGUGAUGCCAGUGUAAAAUAAAAACUAUUGAGCUAUUACAUUUUAAAUUAAACAUUUAUAAUUAUUUUGCUUUAUUUAUUUGCCUUCUGCUUUUGCCUCCUAAUUGAAAUAGUGUGAUCUUGGAUCCUGUGCCUGGUCUAAUUGGUGCAAAAUCUGAGAUGGUUUUUCCUCCUAACUUCCAUCACAAAGAGGUUGGCAUUUGAUAGUGAGGUUCUUCUGCCUCUGAAGCCUUAGUGUUUAUACUGAAAUUCUACAGAGAAAAAUAGUUUCACUUGUUUUGGUGCAAAUGAGCCUUAAAUCAAAAGGCAGAGCCUGCUUGACAAUAAAUGAUUCCAAUCCUAACUAAGAUUUAUAAACCAUCCGUAUCAUUGGUAGGAAGCAAAAGAUCACUUGAACCAAUACCAAAUUUGUAGCAAAAUUACUGGUCAGUGAUCCUCUUAAUGGCUGAAUUAAAGUUUUCAACAUUGACCCAUGGUAUUCAGUUUUGUAUCUGGUCUGUGAGUCUGCAGCAUGGACAUAUUUGGAUCAUGGUAGAGAUGCUACAGUUGGUCUCGCUUGCUUUUUUAAAUUACAAAAGGGAACUUCACUGGCUUCUCACACCUGAUCUUUUUGCAGCACAAGGACAGCCUUUAUGUCCACUUCAAAUAGGCCCAUUGGUCAAAUUUUGAGAUUGUUUUGUAUAUUUACAAUAAAAAAAUACUUUAAUAGCAAGUGUGAAAGCUUCAUCAGAAACCAUGGGAGAUAAAAAGACCAAUUGCUUUUGUUUUUACUCUUAAUGCAUCUGCAUUUAAUUGAUCUAUGCAUUUUCAUUACGUCCAUUUUUAGGAUUUUGUUCACAUUUUUCUCUGAUUCCCCACUUGAUAUCUGCCCUACAGGUGGCCCUUUAAUGAAACUCCUCCUGCAUAAUGAACAAAUGGAAAAUAGCUUAUAAAGAGAUUGCUAGCUGGAAUUCAGAACAAGUUUUUCACAUGAAAUAAGCUCUCAAAAUCCUGAAGGAAUUGAACUCUUGAAGUGUUUCCAUUUUUCUGUAGUUCAAAAUUCCUGAUGUAGAAGAAUUAUUUAACUAAGGAGAGAACUACUCUUUAAUUAAAUCAUGAAUAAUGUAUGACAUUUUAGUAAUUCAAUUUAACACGGGUAUGUGUUGGUACAACACUUAUUUCUGUAGAUGAGUUGGAUAUGCCUGCUUUUAAAAUCUUGUUUAAAGAAUUUUUGGAGUUGCUUAAAUGUAUAAAAGCUUAAAAAUAUAACCCAUGUAAAACUUGGACCUAAGACUCAUUGUCUGUACUAUAGUGUAUCCUGAAGGUUCAGGCAUGCUUACUGUGAUAAACAUUUGGAUUUUUCCUCUUGA
Messenger RNA from Pristis pectinata (smalltooth sawfish), 4673 nucleotides. RefSeq names its product ubiquitin-like protein 3. Bases 650 to 1000 code for a protein of 116 amino acids. NCBI's taxonomy places the organism in Eukaryota, Metazoa, Chordata, Chondrichthyes, Rhinopristiformes, Pristidae. The transcript is spliced from 5 exons. The record is from RefSeq and is a predicted model, not a curated record. Gene Ontology annotation, molecular function: protein binding.